This is a messenger RNA of Seminavis robusta, 5428 nucleotides long. The record is from the annotation of a GenBank genome assembly. Lineage: Eukaryota; Bacillariophyta; Bacillariophyceae; Naviculales; Naviculaceae.
GACAGGAGGGAGCGCUCUUUUUGUUGCGGGUCGCUGUGUCGCUGCUGGCUGAUCGAUCGAUCGACGCCCGAUUGGCCUCUGCACCUGUGCAACUGUCGAUCGGUGUGAUCAAGCAGCAAGUAGUGUCGAGCAAGUGAAGUCAAGGCAAGUCAAGUCAGCAAGGUCUGUGCAAGUAGUCUCAUCAAAGACAUGGCAUCAACCUCGUGAGACUUUAAAAGCGAAGACGAAUCAAAUCAAAUCGAGAAGAAGAAGUGAGACGAUUGAUGCGUGCAUGUUUCCGAGAACAAGUCCAUUGAGCUUGGGGGUAGUCAGUUGUACCGGUAGUCAGUCGUAGCAUUGCAAUCGAGCAUCGAGCAUGACAGUCCAAUUGCAAGUGGUCUCGUCGUCUCAGCCGCACAUUGGAUUGCCUGAUUGGAAGCUGAAAGAACGCCAGAGACGAGCAGAUCCAGCUUCCGACGAACGGCGGCACCGCAGCCACAGUCGUCGAAUGGCGGAACGACGAGAACGGCGGGAAUCCUCGAAACACACCAGUACUAUACAUACUCGUAGUAGCAGCUUUGACAGACAAGAGAGAGAACGAGAGAGAGACAGAUACAGAGAGAGACGACGACAACAAGAACGCCUAUCACAACAACCCAAGCCUGAACAUGUCCCCACUUCCAUACGGCGAACCGGGAGAUCCGACCGUACAAGUCGAAUAUCAGUACCGCAGCACGAAAUUGAGUUCCUCAAGGAAUCGGCCAUCAAGAAAAGCAACGCUAGUAGCAAGCAAUUUGAAAGUCCUGACAAGGCACUCUUCACAUUCCCCUGGAAAUGGCCCGGGGUGGACGCGCAGCAGGAGCAACCGCCAAUGCCAAUCACAUCGACGGCACGGGACCAUGCACCAGUUCAGCAGCAGCAGCAGCAGCAACAACAACACAGAAAGAGGGACAUUGGGACACCAACGAAAACAACUAGAGCUAAGGGACUCAAUACUGCUACCGCUACUACUACCGGCAUUGCUAGUGAAGCUGACAGGGGAAAGGGUGUGCCAAGCGUUGUCUUUGCCAUUCGGGACAAUGCCAGUGAAAACAACACGGCGUUAUCACGGUCCGUCACUGCUUCGUCGGCACUGCCAUCCAUCCCUACCGGGAUCAUUCCUGAACCGGGACGAACACAUCAUAGAAAUAUUACCGUCACUGCUUCGCCGGCACUACCAUCCAUUCCUACCGGUACCGAUAUCAUUCAUCCAAGUCACAGUCACAACGAACCGGGACGAACACAUCAGAGAAUUAAAGCUCCAACACCCACGAGGCGACCAAUUGCACCUCCAAGGAUAAGGCGGCAAACACACCAAGAACCGGCUAUUCAGCCGUGGCCAACCCCACCAUCGCACUUGAAACGACAGGAACAUCAGAGAAAACAUCAGCAUCGGCUCAGAAGGUUACUACCUGAUGACGAAUCAUCCAAUGAUCUUCAGCCUAUUGCACCCAAACCGCAAGUACCAAUCUUGGUGGGAGGAAGAGAAGACCCCAUUCCCUGUUCUGACAGCCUCAUGGAUAGUGUACACAGGCGAUAUGCUUCCGCUGGAAUAGAUUCUGGUGUCGGGGCUGUGGCUUCAGGGGAAAGCAACGGGGUUAAGCCACACCAUCAUCAUCGGAAACUCAAGAAACAGACAAUACAUGACCUCACGGGGCUCGAGUCCAUCAGUACCUACGAACUCGAACAGCGAUACAUGGUCAGCGAGGUGCAAAGUAUUCUCGAAAAUGAUAAAAAGAGAACAAGGGAUAAGGAAAAGAUUGCUCUACCAAAGCUAACACAUACCAGUACUGCACAAGCACCCGUUACUGACAGCGACAUUGCCAAUAACCAGCGUCUUGGCACCAUCAGUAACAUGCCGAGAACUGAAACUCCUGAUCCACUCAGUUCCAAGGAGAAAGAGCUCAAACAAGAACAAAAGAACCGCCACUCAAGUCCGCCGGGGCAGAUUGGUGGACAGAUUGUCUACAAUUUAUCCCACUCAUCAUCACAGGAGAGACAGGCCAAAGUUCAUGCCAGUAUAAAGGCACACACCGCGUCCAUUUCCGACUCUCUUGAAAAGAUGAAGUUCAACCUCAGACAGAAACAGAGUCUCUUGUCGCAUGCCGUGUUUGACAUGAAAACAAGGCAAAAGCGAGAAGAGAAGUCAUCCAUCACCGACAGACUCCGCAACAAUCUCAAUGUCUCGCAACGUAAUCCGGAUACAGUGCCCCUGCUGAAGAAUCAAAACUAUAUUUCAGACAUAUUCUCUGACAUUGCCAGCAAAAUGACAGUGAACAAAUCCCGGGGAAGCGAAAGACACAACAAAGACAAUGAUGAGAUAAAGGCUGCAGGAAGCAGACAGAAGUACCCUUACAUACCCAAGGUCAGUGGGAUACUUCAGGCACGGAGAGAGCAGGAGCGUGCCAAGGAAGCUUCCAAGCUUGGAAACAGUCGAGAUCGGGCAAAACCUCAAGACGAUGGUCAAGAACGACAAGCAAGAGCGCCACAAAAGAAAAUGAUCGAUCCGUCCUUGGAAUCAUUAUACCGGAAAAACCCUCCUCCUCAAGACAAGCCAAAGGUUGAACAGGAUAUCACGAGCAUUCAUCUCCAGGACCCCUGCAGCAUCACGAGUCCCAUCACAGAGCAAUUCAGCACUUUCAUGACUCCAGACGACGCCGAAAGAAAACAAUCCUCCCUCUAUCUUCCAAACAUCCGGUCCAGGCGCACUACUACUCCAGUGGGAGAAACGAAGCUGCCUUUCCGUCCAACAAAUUCCACUCCAAAAGAACUCUUCGGUGGGCCUGCGAGUCGUGCAGGUGGAGGGUCCAGUCGAUAUCCUUCCGUUCGUGAUGUCAUUGACGUUACCAGUGCUGCUUCCUCCCUCAGGUUCAAAAAUGUCAUUGAUGUGACGGAUCAGGCAUCAUCACAAGAACUCGAUCGUGACCCUUCACUCAGAGAUCGCAAUCAGCAACAGCAGCUUCAACAGCACCACCGCCACCACCACCACCAGCAGCAGCAGCAGCAUGGAUACCAGCACAAGCAGCAACAGCGGCAGGGGCACAAGGAACGGGAGCAUCGUCGGGUAAAACAAGAAUAUCAACAGGAGCCGAAAAGCAAACGAACCGUCGCAGGGGAUGUGAUUGAUGUCACGAGUUUGGCAUCGUCGAAUCUCAGCCAGACUACAGUUAAAAAAGUGAUAUGCGUCGACGAAGAUUCAAAAGGCUACAUUCGUACAAAGCGCAAACUUUCGGCAAUGCCCAAGCUGAAGAAGUACGAUCGCAGCAAGGGACCUCCUCCCACCAGAAGCACUGGACAGAGGCGGAUUGGAGCUCAAGACGUGCAGGGUAGGCGACAGAACGAGGACAGAAACUUGGAUGAUGAUACCGGUGUUGAGAUCCACUACGAGGCAAACUACGAGGCAAACUACGAGGCACAAUACAAGUCAAAUUACGAGCAGGCAAACUACAGGCAAACAGAAGAACAGCCACUUCAAGCGGACUAUCGAUACAGCAAAAAUCGCUAUACGCGCGAAAGAGAAGCGAAACGAAACAGUUUCAGGGACGAAGAACAAGACGUCGGUUUUGUUCCUGGAAAGGGGUCGGAGGAAGAGAUUGUGUUCGCGCCAUCACCUACCGCGAAGCAGGGUUUGUUUGAGGGGAUCUGGGAUGCCGAGAGUCCAGGCGAUCUCGAACCAGGAUUUCUUAAAGAGCUGCCGAAGCGAUCGUUGCCAGUUGGUCCACCAAAGGUCUGGUCACGAGACAGGCAGGAAAGUUUGAAGUCUCGGAACAAUUCGGUCGACAGUAGUCAACCUCCAGCCUCCUUUUCUGCAAAGGGGCCCUUGUUCAUGAGUCGCUACAGCCAAGAAAACAAUCCAGGCAGCAAAAAGCUCGGAAGCCAUCUGUUGCCUAGAACAUUUCCGACAAGGUAUCCGCUCCAGCCUGAAGCAGAAGAAGAUAUUGCCCAGACAAGAUCACCUUUGGAAGCUUCCGCAACAGGCCCUGAGGUCGAGAGAGAGAGUCCACAAUUACUCAGGACAUCGAGUCGACUAGCACCGUCUUUGACUCCUGCACCAUUGGCCAGGGGUCCGAGUCCUUUGGGAAGAGCUACCGAUCGCGUCAGUAGGAGUUCCAGUCCCGUGGGCAAGGGGAAAAGCCCUUUGGGGAGAAACCCGGGUCGGUUGGUCCGGAGCGGUAGCCCCUUGGCUAGGGCACCCAGUCGUUUGGCCAUAUCUGUGAGUCCCACCAUAGUCAAGACUACCCCGAGCAAUGACCUAGCGCCACCUGUUCCUCAAUCAACCACCAGUCCUCCCGCGGCCACUCGAAGUAUUAAUCGUGUGCGGGAACCAUCAGUUCUUCCUUGGGCCACACGAAACUACCCUUCGCUCAUUCGACGGCAAGAUGCCCCUAUCAAUGCAGGCAACAAGACCCCAAUUGAACCAGAAGGGUCGGUGAAUGGAAUCCCGGACGCAAAAGAGUCCACCGAUGAGCCGGAAGAAUCCAGCUCGAGCGAAGAGACGAAAAAGGGUCACUCUCCGCAGAUUGUGCGUCCGAAACCCGUCCGGAGGGCAUCGGCUCUAUCGAAAAAGGAAAAGGGUUCAGAGCGCUCUAACGAGACUAGGAGCGUCACGUUUAAGGAGGCCAAGUUGCGGGGACAGAAAGACGGUAGCAUUCCGAACUACAUUUGCACUGAUAUGAGCAGCACUGAAAUAUCUUGGAAGCGCAAUAAGAGCGUGAGAUCGACUACUCACCCUUGGGACAAAGAAUCUCCAUCUCAAUCGAGCAGUCGAAAGGCGUUUACUGAUUUGAGUACUCGCAAGUUUGACUAUUCGAAUGAUGAUGAGAAGCGUCGACGUCGAGUGGAUGCUUUUGAAAAAGCGACUUCCCAGCGCGAUGAAGAAGAAGGGCAAGGCCGCAAGGGCGGCAAGAGUUCGAAGAGGAGCAUGUACGAUGAGGUACUGGAUGCGACAGUGAGGCCGCGUGAAGUGAUUAUCCUUGACGAUGAGGGUAGCAUGCAGUACGAAGUGUAUCAUGCUGACCGCGACACUGGCAGCAAGGAGAAAUUAUGGGAUGAAGUGAGUAAUUCGUUGAACCAAAGCUACACCAGUCACGGCAGACACUGGGAGACACUGGGGGACGGUAGCAUUCGAUCACGGCACAUUCAGGAAGGGGGCUCCAACGCGAGAUCGAGCCGAAGAUCAGGCAAACGAGACCUCACUCGGGAACGCGACAAUCGUGAGAAUGGAUUUCUUUUUGAUUUUCUCUGCUUCUGAUGAGGAUAUCCACUGCAUGUUACUAAGAAUAGGUUUGGGGUAACCAACAAUUGCUAUGGGUUGGGUAUACGGUACACACAGCCUUUCGAAACAAUGUCUAAGAUUCCUUAUUGAGCACUAGCUAGCUAUCUGGUAGUGGCUAUCUCUACUUGUACCGGU